AUGGCUAUUGUUGAUAAAUUAUUUUCAUUAAAGGAGAUAACAUCAUCUAAGUUGUCAAAGAACAAUCUGGAGACAUAUUCCCUUCUCUGGCUUGAUUCGUUGGUUGAUUGCAAGGAAAAUAUUGAUGCACAAGUAAAACUUCGAUCAUCAAUCAAUCACUUGGCAGUAUUCAAAGAAACUGAUCAAUGUGAACAACAUAUUCAAUCACUUUCUCAACAAGAUCGAGCUGUCUUGAUUGUUAAUAAUUCAUUGGGUCAACAAUUAGUGCCACGAAUUCAUCAAUUUCGUCAAAUCGUUUCGAUAUUUAUCUAUUGUAAAGAUCAAGAGGAAUAUCAACAGUGGACUAAAUCAUUCAGCAAGAUUAAAAGCAUCAUUGUUCAAUUGGAUGAACUAAUUACUCAGAUUCAAUCUGGACAAAUUCGACGAGUUCAAAAUAAAGUUGAUGAACCGAUUUCAAUUAACAUUUUUAAUAUGAAUAUUGAUUAUGGACAAUCGACAGGUAAACUCAAUGGUGAAUUUGUUCAUUCACAAUUACUUAUUGAUUCUCUUCUUCGAAUGAAAUCGAGUGCGACUGAUAAGAAUGAUCUCGUAUCAUUAUGUCGAAAAGAAUAUUAUGAUAAUAAUACUCAAUUAGGUAUUGUUCAGGAGUUCGAAGAGAAUUACUCAUCCGAUCGAUCAUUGUGGUGGUAUACAAAAGAAACAUUUCUCUAUCGAUUAUUAAAUAAAGCUCUUCGUGUACAGAAUAUUGAUUUGCUUUUUCUUUUUCGAUUCUUUAUUCGUGAUAUCGAACGAGAACUUAAUCAACAUCGAUGCUUAACAUCCCUUCUACUUUAUCGUGGUCAACUGAUGUCCAAUAAAGAAUUACAAGUCUUGAAAGAUUCUAUUGGGCAGCUUAUUUCGAUGAAUUCAUUUCUUUCGACAAGUAUUAAUCGUUCAUUGGCAACUUUCUAUCUUGGUGAGUCUACUGUUAAUGAUGAUUUACAAAAAGUAUUGUUCGAAAUCGAUGCUGAUUGUACAAGACAAGGUGUAAAACCAUUUGCCAAUAUUUCAUUACUGAGUACUAAUGAUGUUGGGAUCAAUCUUCCGAAUUAA
Messenger RNA from Adineta ricciae, 1092 nucleotides. The record is from the annotation of a GenBank genome assembly. NCBI's taxonomy places the organism in Eukaryota, Metazoa, Rotifera, Eurotatoria, Adinetida, Adinetidae.